This is a messenger RNA of Daphnia pulicaria, 1045 nucleotides long. RefSeq lists its product as uncharacterized. The record is from RefSeq and is a predicted model, not a curated record. NCBI's taxonomy places the organism in Eukaryota, Metazoa, Arthropoda, Branchiopoda, Diplostraca, Daphniidae. The coding region runs from base 224 to 739 and encodes 171 amino acids. The transcript is spliced from 4 exons.
UCUCGUUGUCUGCUUUAGUCGUCUGCUAACCGUUGCCAGUAUCUCCCUUUUACUUAAUUUUCAUAUAUUUGUGAACAAAACAACACCAGCCCACACAGCUGACUGCUCAGGGCUCACAACAGUCGGAAGCCAUUCACCGAGCCAUUCACGUGCUCAUUGUAAUUAUCAGAAGGAGCAUGCAGUUUUAAUUGCGACUACGAAGUCUUCCUAUCCUAGAAGUAAAAUGAGCUGGAAGAAAGAUACUUUAGUUCGUAUGGUGAUCAAGUUACCCACGUGUGGAACAUUGCUAAACAUGCCACUUCAGCUGGAUUUUGUUGAACGCCUUAUCGACAAUGAAGAAGAACAUAAGAAAUUUGUUUUGCUUUGCGAAAGGCAGUUCAAUGCUGGUGUUCCUUCUCACACCAUUUAUGAAAUAAAAAAGCCAGAUGAACAAAGUUAUUCGAAGAAUAACUCAGAAAUAGAUUCUGAAAUGGAGGAAUUUGAUAGGAGAAUCACAUCGCUCAGUAAACUUUCUUCAGAUGAAGACAUUAUUGUGCAAAUAUCAGAUGAUGAAAAAGAAAGUGAAGAAAAAGUGAAUUCAAGACUCAAUCUGUCCACGUCUUUGUCUCCUUACUCAUUAAAUGAAUCACUUGAUGAACAACUUCACACAAAUUCUAGGUCUGCAUCUCCACAAACAGAUGAAACAAGAAAGAAGAAAGAUGCUAAGGAAGAAACAAAGAAAGUUAUCUGGGCAAGCUAACAGAGUGUCAUCCCAAACAAGGCAUUCGAAAAGCUGUUUCCACAGAAAAGACUGCACACACAUACGAUGAUGACUGGUUAAAGGAAUCACAAGACGAAGCAAAAUACCCCACAACUUCAAGAACACUCCGUGCUCGUCAGAACGUUGGACUGACCCAACAUACUGAAAGCCAUUCUCCAAUCAUUAGGUAUUCCACACCAAACCAUGAAAGCCGCGGAGGUUCAUCAAAACUAGAUUCUCAGUCGAUUUCUUCUUACCACUCUUCCGUUGAAAACCGCAAAACUUCAACAGAUCGCAAAUAUUUUC